Molecule: messenger RNA, 1098 nt
Organism: Trichoderma gamsii
Lineage: Eukaryota; Fungi; Ascomycota; Sordariomycetes; Hypocreales; Hypocreaceae
Exons: 1
Coding region: 1-1098 (365 amino acids)
Biological process (GO): lipid metabolic process
Molecular function (GO): phosphoric diester hydrolase activity
Source: RefSeq, a predicted model, not a curated record
AUGGGCGCAAUAUCACUCCCCAUCAAGGCCCUCGGCCCUCAUCAGCCCCAUCCUCCGUUACGCCGCCGCCGCCUCUCCUCCAGCCUCAUGGCCUUCAUCCUCCUCCUCGCCACAGCGCUCUUCUACGCGCUCGUCUCCCUCGGCACAGGCCCCUGCACCGCCGGCGCGACCUGCUACCGCGGCUACCAGUCCCUCUACAGCUUCGACGCCGGCGACGAGAACCACGCCGCCUGGAUGGCCGCCAUCCCCGACGACGUGCGCAUCACCAGCCUCAGCAUCCCCGGCACGCACGACACCAUGACGUACGAGAUUGAGUCGGAGCAGCUGCAGUGCCAGAACUGGAACCUGAGCAUGCAGCUGAACAGCGGGCUGCGGUACCUGGAUAUCCGCGCGAGGUUGAGGGAUGACGAGCUGCAUAUCUACCAUGCGGAUGGAUAUACGGGGUUUAGCUACGAGCAGGUGCUGCUGGAUGUCUUUGCCUUUUUGGACGAGAACCCUUCUGAGGCCAUCAUCAUGCGGCUCAAGGAAGAAGGCAGCCCGAUUGGCGCGCACAACACGAUUUCCUUUGAAGACGCUUUUCACUAUCACCACUAUGCCGCGCCGCUCACUGCGCCCGGAUCCGAGAAGCACCUCCACAAGUACGAAUUCGCAGCGCCCAUCCCCACGCUGGGCGCUCUACGCUCCAAAAUCUUCAUCCUGCAAAACUUUGACUCCCGCGGCGGCCCCUACGGCCUGCAGUGGGAAGGCGCCGAAAUGGUCCUCGAGGACCUCUGGAUCAUCCCGGACGUGUACCACCUCUCUGAGAAAUGGACCGCCAUCCGCGACGCGCUGGAGAACGCCGCCCUGGCACCAGACGACAACCGCUUUCUCUACUUGGCGCAUACAUCUGCUUCGGUGGGUGUUUUGCCCAUUGAGGCCGCGGCGGGACCGAUGAAUAGGACGAUUCAGGGCAUGAAUGACAUGACGGGGCAGUAUCUCGAUGAUGCGUCGGGCAAUGUCGACGAGGCGCGGGUGGGCGUGGUGAUUAUUGAUUUUCCGGGGAGGCAGCUGAUUAGCACGAUUUUGAAAUGGAAUGUCUGGUUGAGGGAGAGGAAAUGA